Messenger RNA from Cooperia oncophora, 285 nucleotides. The record is from the annotation of a GenBank genome assembly. Lineage: Eukaryota; Metazoa; Nematoda; Chromadorea; Rhabditida; Trichostrongylidae.
AUGCCAUUCUGUACACCUCAUCGCGUAGCGGUAAACGCUUUGAAAGCUCGCUGUUACAGUCAUCUAUCAGGUGACGUCACGAUAACAAUUGACGCGCGAAAAUCGCACCAAUCAAUAAUCGGCUUUGGUGGAGCAUUUACGGACGCGGUGGGCAUCAAUCUACGUUCGCUCAGUGAGGAGACACAGAAGAAGUUACUGGAAUCGUACUUCGGCAAGAAUGGCAAGUAUCUUUAUUCUAUGUGCGACUCACUGGAUUUAUUACCCUUGAACGAUUCUAUUGACUAA